UAGUCAACAAACAAAAUGGCGUCUAUCGGAUAAACGUAUCGCUCGGCAGAAUCUAAAUGGUCGGUAAAACGAACAGUAAGUUUAUGGCACACCCACCUAACAUCUGAUUAUUUCAAGUCUCUAUGACCACGGGACCCAGUAGAGGUGCUAAGGUGCAAUAGCGCAAGCAACACAGCCAUAGUGGCAUAUUUAUAUUAUCAUCGACCCCUGUUUGUUGUUUAUUGGUAGACCUACAUUUACAUGUACUUGUAUUUGCCUAUCUGUUAUAUAACACGGCUGCACGCCGCCAGUUAAUGACAGUUAACAUUGCAUUAAAUCGAAUCACAUGACACUAUACAACACGCUAGCACGCCGCUGGUUCAAUUCAGUUGGAAUUUAUAGCUGAAGUGGAAGCUUGUUCAAAAUGUGGCUUUGUAUCAUAACCCUAAUAGUCGGUUACUGGACUGUAAAAUGGUUCUUGGAGAGGUUAAAGGUAGAGCAUUAUGGUGAAAAGUACGUCUUUAUAACUGGAUGUGAUACAGGUUUUGGAAAUAUUUUAGCAAAAAGAUUAGAUGGUUUAGGAUUCCAUGUUAUUGCUGCAUGUCUAAAACAAGAUGGUGCAGAUGAAUUGAAAAAGACGUCAUCGGAACGUCUUCAGACACUUCAAUUAGAUAUUACGUCUGAAGAUGAUAUCAAGUCUGCACUCACCAAGGUGAAUUCAAUUUUACCUCCCAGUAAAGGUCUAUGGGCCGUUGUAAAUAAUGCCGGUAUAAUGGGUGCAUUUGGACCUUCAGAAUGUUUAAACAGAAAAGACUACAUGGAGGCAAUGGAUGUUAAUGUCUACGGUUUAAUUGACGUCACUAAAAUGUUUAUACCACUGGUCAGAAGGGAAAGGGGAAGGAUAGUAAAUAUGGCCAGUGUUGCUGGUCGUUUAUCGGGUGGGUUUCCUAUAUACUGCGUCACCAAAUAUGGAGUUGAAGCCUUCUCCGAUAGCUUAAGACGCGAGGUAUACUGCCAGGGCAUUAAAGUGAUCAUCUUGGAACCCGGAGCCUUUAUAACAAAUAUAACGAAUCCCACGUUAAUCAAGGAAAACUAUCAGAGAACGUUCAAGCAAGGGGAUGCUGCAUGUCAACAGUAUUAUGGCGAGGAUUUUAUCAAUAAACGCAUCAACAACCACCUGAAGGUUUUGGAUUUUCCAGGGAAUAUCGAUGCGGUGAUUGAUGCCUACGAACACGCCAUAACUGCCAGAUAUCCGAAAUAUAGAUAUCUUUGCGGGAACGAUGCCAAAUACUUCUACAGAUUUUUAUGGACUGUUCCAGAAUGGAUGUCUGAUUUUAUUUUGUGCUACAGUUCUCCUCGGCCUGCAGGAAUCAAAUAAGCGUUACUUCAGCUGCGCCCGUUGCGUCAGCCUUCAAUCGCUCUACUGUGUCAUUUAUGAAGAUCAUCGCGAAAUCUUAUAUGUUGUCAGCUAAUACCAGUGCCAGUGAUGAAGAACCAUUAUCUAAGUAUUUAAGACAAGAAAGGGGGGUUGGGUGGCCGAAUGGUUAGCACGUUCGCGCUGUAUCAUAAGGUCUAUCAUUGAGUCAUUUGGCGUGGUUUUGAUUCCCAAAUUGUACGUGACAAGGAGUAGGGUAGUGGUUUCGAUUCCCAGGUUGUACGUGACCGGAAGUAGGGUCGCCUGUCCAACCUUCGUGGGUUUUCUCCGGGUCCUCCGGUUUCCGUCCUCUGCUAAAGACCCCUACGCGCUUGCGAAUUAUUGAACCAUGUGUUAGUCCCGAAAUGACCUAGUUUGUGUUGAAUGGACGUUAAUCUCUCUCUCUCUCCAUUUGACUUUAAACGUCUAGACGCACAAUGGAUAUUUUGUUCUAAAAGGUUGGUAAACCCAGGUGUGUUAAUCAUAUUUAUAUUUUAUGUUGCUAUGUUUAUAGUUGUAUGUCUUCUACUAUUCAUUCUAAUGCUUGUAAUAAAGAAUUGAAAACCGCA
This is a messenger RNA of Patella vulgata (common limpet), 1962 nucleotides long. Its product is annotated as retinol dehydrogenase 7. Gene Ontology annotation, molecular function: oxidoreductase activity. NCBI's taxonomy places the organism in Eukaryota, Metazoa, Mollusca, Gastropoda, Patellidae. The coding region runs from base 404 to 1357 and encodes 317 amino acids. The transcript has 5 exons. The record is from RefSeq and is a predicted model, not a curated record.